Chanos chanos (milkfish) is the source of this 1122-nucleotide messenger RNA. Its product is annotated as platelet-derived growth factor receptor-like protein. Bases 1 to 1122 code for a protein of 373 amino acids. NCBI's taxonomy places the organism in Eukaryota, Metazoa, Chordata, Actinopteri, Gonorynchiformes, Chanidae. The transcript has 5 exons. The record is from RefSeq and is a predicted model, not a curated record.
AUGUGUCAGAAUGACAAGCAAGAUCCAGGGGGCAGUGUAGACAAAAGAGCAAAAGGUAAGGCCAACCCUGGGAAAGCAGCAGGAAAGAAAACAGUGACUUCUUCACCUAAGCCCAGGGUGAAAGUCACACCACAGACUCCUGCCCCUAAAACAGCCCACACAUACUUGACUCAAGUAGUGGACAAAGGAAAGUUUCAGAAGGUGGGUGAGACUCUGACCAUUCGAGCGGGAGACACUCUGGAAUUGAGAUGUAAGGGCAACCCUGUCCAGUGGGGUGUCCCCUACUACCUGGAAGAGGAGGACGAAGGCAGACUCAGGAUUGUUCAGCACGAGCGCUACGGCACUUUGAUUUUAGCUAACGCAACAGGAGCAGACACAGGAGAAUACACCUGUUAUCCAAUGUACUGUGAGGACAAAGACUGCAGGAAGGAAUAUGACAAAGCUGUCAAAGUUUUCAUCUUUUUCCCUGACCCUCAGGAGCUGUUUGUGCCCUCGUCUGAUUACUAUGAGGUCAUCCAGCUGCGAACCAACUGGCCAACUGUUCUGCCGUGCCAGGUGACCUCCCCUCAAGCGAAGGUGACCCUACACCGCGAAUUUCCACCAAUGGAAAUAAAGGUGGACGGUACAGAGAUCUCUUUUGACGUCAAACGGGGCUUCACCAUCCACAGGCCCAAACAGUACCAUGCAGGUUCGCUAUAUUGUGUGGCCAGCCUUGGAAACCUCCGACAGAGCUCAACCAAAUAUAUGCUCAUCUACGUUAACUAUCCUGCUGCUCCACCGGCUCCAGUGAUACGAGCCUCAAGUGAUGCAGUGCAUCUGGGAGGCAACCUGCAGGUUACAUGCACUGUGGUGGGUGAGCGGGAUGUGGCUGUUGAUUUCACCUGGGAGUACCCUGGACAGCAGAUUGGACGACCUCUUUAUACCCAAGACAGCGUGAUACCAGUCCAGGUGGCUGGGCGUGGCAAUCAGCAGUCCCAGACAGUGCUGCUGGUGGAUGAGGUUAGGGAGGUGGAUCAAGGCACCUACACGUGCACCGCCCAAAACCUGGAGGGUUCCCGCUCUGUCUCCACCACUGUCAAAGUACUACCAGCUCGCACCAUAACCAAGCCAAAAAAACCAUAA